UAACGCAUUCAACGAGCAGUUCGUGGCCCCUCCCACCACGUGGAUUUCACGUGUCACGUGAUUGAGUGCGGCGCAGUGCAGCGCAGCUGAUGGUUUGCGGGAGAGUGAAGCGUCCUCCAUCUGAUUAACGCCACUUUUACUGUCGGAGAAACGAAAUCUUUCAAGAUGUCUGCUGGAAACGCCAAGAUCGGCCACCCUGCUCCUCAGUUCAAGGUCACAGCAGUGGUGGACGGCCAGUUUAAAGACGUCCAGCUCUCCGACUACAGAGGAAAGUAUGUCAUCUUGUUUUUCUAUCCUCUGGACUUUACCUUCGUGUGCCCCACUGAGAUCAUUGCCUUCAGCGAUCGGGCCGAGGAGUUCCGGAAGAUCGGCUGCGAGGUUCUCGCCGCCUCCACCGACUCCCACUUCAGUCACCUGGCCUGGAUCAACACCCCGAGAAAGCAGGGAGGUCUGGGCUCCAUGAACAUCCCCCUGCUGGCCGACCUGACCCAGUCCGUGUCCCGUGAUUACGGCGUGCUGAAGGAGGACGAGGGCAUCGCGUACAGAGGCCUGUUUGUGAUCGAUGAUAAGGGCAUCCUCAGGCAGAUCACCAUUAACGACUUGCCGGUGGGCCGCUCUGUGGACGAGACCCUCCGCCUGGUUCAGGCUUUCCAGCAUACCGACAAGUAUGGAGAAGUCUGCCCUGCUGGAUGGAAGCCUGGAAGUGACACCAUCAUCCCUGAUGUUGAGAAGAGCAAAGACUUCUUUUCCAAGCAGUAACACGUUCCUCACACCUGCCCCCGAGACCACCCCUAGAGGGGAUACUGAAGCACUUCAUUCUGAGCUCUGAUUAGACCACAGUGUCCAGUUUUUUUUUUUCCUUCUGCUGUUUGAGUCUUAGUGAAUACCAACAUUAACACGUUCAGUCCCGUUAUUCUGUUGUUACCUCUGAUUCAUUUAGGGUUUAUUUUUUAUUACUAAAAAAAAAGGCAAACAUUGCAAAAGAUUUUGUACUUGUCAACAUCUGCUGUGAUAACCAUUCUGAGAUACGUUGUCUAAUAAAGAUGGUGGUUUAAAA
Silurus meridionalis is the source of this 1057-nucleotide messenger RNA. RefSeq names its product peroxiredoxin 2 (gene prdx2). Gene Ontology annotation, biological process: leukocyte activation; hydrogen peroxide catabolic process; cell redox homeostasis. Bases 166 to 759 code for a protein of 197 amino acids. Lineage: Eukaryota; Metazoa; Chordata; Actinopteri; Siluriformes; Siluridae. The record is from RefSeq and is a predicted model, not a curated record. The transcript has 6 exons. Gene Ontology annotation, cellular component: cytosol. Gene Ontology annotation, molecular function: thioredoxin peroxidase activity.